Molecule: messenger RNA, 889 nt
Organism: Rattus rattus (black rat)
Lineage: Eukaryota; Metazoa; Chordata; Mammalia; Rodentia; Muridae
Gene: Ms4a10
Product: membrane spanning 4-domains A10
Exons: 8
Coding region: 101-799 (232 amino acids)
Biological process (GO): cell surface receptor signaling pathway
Cellular component (GO): plasma membrane
Source: RefSeq, a predicted model, not a curated record
UUCCACCUCUGGCUCUGUCUGAGGCAGCUCUGGAUAGUAAGGAACAGCUGAAGCCCACAGAAGAGGUCCCUGGGCCAGCCAGGGUUUCCAACCAGAGUCAAUGUCUAGACAAGUUCCCACAGUGACUGCCAGCAGUGGCGUUGGACAAGUCUCUCAAUGGCAGAGCCCAGGACCUUCCCAGCCUGCACAGAAAGCGGCCCAGCCCCAGCAUCUGGUUCCGGAUGGGUGCCUUGAGAAACCCAUGGAGGGAAGUGGUCUCCUGCAGAAGUUGGGUGGCUUUCACAUCGCCAUUGCUUUUGCACACCUGACCUUUGGUGGUUACCUGAUCUCCACAGUCAAGAAUCUGCACUUGGUGGUGUUGAAGUGCUGGUAUCCACUCUGGGGAGCUGUUUCUUUUCUCAUUUCAGGUAUCUUAGCCACGGCAACAGUGACAUUUCCCAAGACCUCUCUGAAAAUUCUGUGUGUGGUAGCAAACGUCAUCAGCUUGUUCUGCGCCCUGGCCGGCUUCUUCGUCAUUGCCAAGGACCUCUUUCUGGAGAAUUCUUUUCCAUGGCCAAUCUGGAGACCAUACCCCAACCCCACAAGCUACAUCCAAAGACUAGAGCUGACUCUGCUCUGCUUCACCUUCCUGGAGAUCUUCCUGUCGGCGUCCACCGCCAUUACAGCCUGUAGGAUGAAAUGCCCGCAUGCAGAGGACAAGGAUGAUACCCCUCUCAUUCCUGACAAACCUAUGGAACUUAAAGGUCUGUCACUGGGGCCACCACCAUCCUAUAAAGAUGUGACUCGAGAUAAAGACUGAGUUCCUGCAGUACCAAGUCCAUCGCCGCCUCCCAUCGGCUGGAGUCUGAUGAUGACACAGACGUGACUCAAUAAAAGCAUAACUACUAUA